Molecule: messenger RNA, 1412 nt
Organism: Trichosurus vulpecula (common brushtail)
Lineage: Eukaryota; Metazoa; Chordata; Mammalia; Diprotodontia; Phalangeridae
Product: fructose-1,6-bisphosphatase 1-like
Exons: 1
Coding region: 115-1152 (345 amino acids)
Biological process (GO): fructose metabolic process; fructose 1,6-bisphosphate metabolic process; fructose 6-phosphate metabolic process
Cellular component (GO): cytosol; cytoplasm
Molecular function (GO): fructose 1,6-bisphosphate 1-phosphatase activity
Source: RefSeq, a predicted model, not a curated record
GGCUUUUCCAACAGUCACCAUCAGCGUAGGGAACUGACCAUAGACAGACUUAACUCCUGUCUCCAAGCCCCAGGCUCCCAACUCUUAGCUCUUUUAAGCGCCUGGCCUCAGGCAAUGCGCAUGGGUUACCAGACCAUGGAUUACCAGGGUCCCUACAGAGAGGACGUCAGUACCCUGACCCGCUUUGCCUUGGAGAGAAGCAAGCAAGCCAAAGGCACGGACCAGAUGACUCAAUUGCUCAUUAGCCUCUGCGCUGCGGUCAAAGUCAUUUCCUGCGCUGUGCGUAAAGCGGGAAUCGUCCAACUCUAUGGAAUAACCGACCCUGCAAAUGUGACGGACGAAGAAGUUAAGAAACUGGAUGUCUUCUCCAACGAGCUGAUUAUUAACAUGCUGAGGUCAUCUUCUGCCACAUGUGUCCUUGUUUCAGAAGAAAAUACGCACGCCAUAAUAAUAGAACCGGAAAAAAGAGGGAAAUAUGUGGUCUGUUUUGAUCCUUUGGAUGGUGCGUCUAACGUUGACUGCCUUGGGUCCAUUGGCAGUAUUUUUGGCAUCUAUAGAAGGACAUCAACUGGUGAGCCUUCUCAGGAUGAUGCUCUGCAGCCUGGUCGGAAUACAGUGGCCUCUGGGUAUGCUCUAUAUGGCAGUGCCACAGUAAUGGUGAUCGCUAUGGACUGUGGGGUCAAUUGCUUUAUGCUGGAUCCAGAUAUUGGGGAAUUCAUUUUAGUCAAUAAAGAUAUCCAGAUCAGGAACAGAGGCAACAUCUAUAGUAUCAAUGAAGGCUAUACCAGGGACUUUGAGCCUGCCAUCUUAGAGUACCUCGAGGAGAAGAAAUACCCUCAGGACAAUACAGCUCCCUAUAUUGCAAGGUAUGUGGGCUCCAUGGUUGCAGAUGUGCACAGGACCUUGGUGUAUGGAGGAAUCUUUCUAUAUCCAGCCAACGAAAUGUCCCCUCAAGGAAAGCUGAGGCUCCUCUAUGAAUGCAACCCAUUAGCCUUCAUCAUAGAAAGAGCAGGGGGAAUGGCUACCACAGGAAAGGAGCCAGUACUGGACAUUGUUCCUACUGAAAUCCAUCAGAAAGUACCCCUGAUUUUGGGGUCUCCUGAGGAUGUGAAGGAGUUCUUGAAGAUUUAUAAGAAGCAUGCUAAGAAAUGAAAAGCUUAUUUUGCCAGAAGGGUAUCACCACUAAAAACAAUUGCCAGAGGACCAAAGAUCAUACCACAUCCUGUGACUUUGACCAUGAAUGGUUAAGCUUUCAGGGCUAAGCAAUAUCCAAAUACCAGGUAUUUGCUGCUACCCUUCCAAACACUGCAUGAAGUCUGUAGCAAACUAACCAAAAUGCCAUUUCUACAGUAAGACAAAUAUCUAAGAUAUUUCUGGGAGGCGGAAGGAACAGUGGAAAUAAAUAUGUUAUU